This is a messenger RNA of Plutella xylostella (diamondback moth), 1098 nucleotides long. The record is from RefSeq and is a predicted model, not a curated record. Lineage: Eukaryota; Metazoa; Arthropoda; Insecta; Lepidoptera; Plutellidae.
AUGGAAUCUAAGAAGGAUAAAGAGGAGAUAGUUAUUCUUGAAAAUAAACUGGAAGACAUGCAAAAAUCUCAAAGAAAAACCAGCAUAGAAAUAAAAAAUGUACCAUUGAAAGGUGAAGAGACAAAAAAAGACUUGCUUGAAAUGAUAGUGAAGCUAUCCGAAAACAUUAAUCUGAAGCUUGUCAAACCAGAAGUUAAGGACAUUAUAAAAAUUAAAAAGAAAGAGAACACCAAAAGUACUAUAAUAGUGGAAUUCACGAACACCUUCAUAAGAACGGACAUCCUGAAGUGUGCUAAAAAUUAUAAUAUAAAAAAUAAAACAAACAAACUAAGUGCAAAGCACCUGGGUUUACAAUAUAAUCCUGAUGUACCAAUCUACAUCUCAGAGAACCUCACACCUAAAGUCCUGCUAGUCCACGACAACAAGUCCCUCAAGGCGUGGGACACCAUCCAGCCGGUGAGCGUGGAACGAACCGGGAGCGACUUCUCCUGGUUCCAGCAGUUCGAGAUAGUGGAGCCUAAGCAGGCUGACUACGUUGUCAUUGCGUUUGAUCCCAGGGACCAGGAGCUAUUCUACGAGCUGGAGGGGUACCCCGGGUUGCUUGGCUGCGAGAAGCUGCUGUACCGGACCCCGGUAGCCAGCUGGGAGAACUACAUGAAGCCCGAGUACUUCCGCGUGCCUUGCAUAAGCUUCUGUAACUUCGACGAGUUCAAUGUGAAGGACUAUAACAUAACCGACGAGUAUGACCUGCAGUGUCGGCUGAAUAUUUGGGUCGAAGGCGCUCUCGUGGUCUCGAAGUCCUCCCCUCACCUCCUGCUCGGGGUCACGACGUGGGGCCCCGGCCUCUUCACUCUGAAGCCGAACGAGCGCUACGUGGUGGGGCUGGCCGUGCCCAACUCACCCGCCUACCGCGCCGCCAUGGCGUGCGCUGACGCUAUAUUGAGCGGCAAGGCGUUGAAUGACGCGGUCUGUGACGACUUUUAGGGUCCCAGCGUAAACGUAACGUAAAUGUAUCGUCACCGUAUCGCCUUUCAGCGAGAUUGCCCCGAGGCGGGGCGAUUACGUUACGAUUAGUAAGCGUUGCAGUAGGGAGUUUCU